CAUCAGUGUUUAGAGGGACAGAAACAGCGGGCCCGAAAACUCCCUCAGUAUUGAACAAACAAUCAAGUAUCCACUGCGAACCGUUUUUGAGAGUUCAUCGAGUUAUGGCUGGGAAACGACUUUUUAAAAUUUUUUUAUCUGCACCCUUGUGAGGUGUAGGAUGGAUGAAUGCGUGUGAAAUGCGACUUUAGCGGGGACCAAAAGUUUCUGAAGAAAGAAGUCAUACAGGUUUGGAAGAACGGGACAGGAUAAAAGUCUGAACAUGCAAAAUAACAAUCUUCACUCCCAAGAAAAAAUCACCUGUAGGAGCUUCUUGUCAGAUGUACAGGGACAUACUCCCUGAAAACUACCCAUAUAUGUGAGAAAAUGUUCCAUGGCAAAGACCAGCUAAACAGCCACCUGCAAAACCACGACCCCAACAAGCAGGAACUACGGUGCGAGGAAUGUGGAAAGCAUUACAACACUCGUCUGGGUCUUAGACGCCACGUGGCCACACAUGCCACCUCCGCCGGCGGUGACCUCACCUGUAAGGUCUGUCAUCAGGCGUUCGAGAGCAUGCCGGCGCUACUUGAGCACUUGAGUACGCACACCGGCCGGCCUCCUCCGGGGACUGUGGUACGGGAAAGGAAGCAUCAGUGUGAACGGUGCGGCCGGCGCUUCUUCACUCGCAAGGAUGUGAGGCGCCACGCAGUGGUGCACACCGGUAGACGGGACUUCCUGUGCCCACGUUGCGCCCAGCGCUUUGGCCGUCGCGACCACCUCACCCGACACCUGAAGAAAAGCCACACGCAAGAUUUGGAGACCCUUCCUCCGAUUCCCAUUAAGGAGGAGCCCAGUCCCACUGUGUGCUCCGUCGGAUCUCCGAAAGAUGCCACAGAGGCGUUUUCCAUGGCCAUGUUCAACCCUCAAGGCCUUCCGAGCGCAUCUACCUCAGGGGUCAAUCAUCACCAUCACACAAUGGUGUCUGGCCCCCUGUCCAGCCCGAUGGGUGUGGGCUGCUACCUUGAUCCAAACAAGCCUCCUCUGCAGCAGUACCAGCAGGCUCACAGAUAUCAGCCGAGUUCCACUACCUCAUAUCUGAAAGCGGAGAUGGAGAACUUCCUGGCCGAACUCCAGUGCGGGCCAAUGCCACCGCAGGCCGCCGUGGCAACUGCCAUCUCCAGGCCUGGCGACCUUCUCCCUGACACUCUGGGAGGUCAGAGUGCCCAUUUCACCCUAAGGAACUCAGCGUUCACCUCAGCCGAGCCGCCUACCACCUCCGCCAACAUGGACCUCUCGCACCUGUUGGGCUUCCUGCCGUUCAGCCUGCCUCCCUACAGCACUCCCUUGGGAUACUCCACCACCACCAUCACCACUGCGUCCCCAAGCCCUACCUCUCAGAUCUCUGGGCCGCUUUCCUCAUUUCAGCCACAGUCACUGCAUGAGCCUCAGGCUUCAGGGCACUUAAACCAGCUCUCUGGUUUCUCUCCAACUCUACCUCGAUUCCAUCAGGCCUUCCAGCAAUGACGUCGCCCAAGUCCACUAUGACCUGCCAGUCAAACGCAACAAUUCUGUUGCGUCAUUGCCAAGUAGCUUAUAGGUAAUGAACUGGAGACGGUGAAGUUAGGUGGGUGCGAGGUCUUCGAAUGGAUCCUGUAAAAUUAGACAAAAGGAUCACUAGGAUAAGAUGGAGUUUUGCUUUUAGAAUAGUUUUAACUUUGUGGUUUUUCCUAGAGGGUCUUCAGAGUGUUUUGUAGUGAUAAAUAGACUUAUCAAAUUCAUUUAAAAAAAAUUAAACUGAGAAGUUAGCAAAAGAAAUACCUCUAUUUUUGUCAAGAAGGAAAAUAAUGCUAUUACAGUGUUCUCCGUUGUAUAAUGAAGCACUUUUUAUCAACGGCACUUCUAAGACUAAAGGUGCGGUCACAUUUAUUAUUGAUCUGCAAAUUUUUUCUGCAAAUUCCAGUCAUUUCAAUAGGAUUCGACAUGGGAGUUUUGCAUCCGGAUGAAAGAAGAGUCAGUUGGUCAUGCAAAUUUGCCACGUUGACCGUUUUGAAAGUGACUUAUGUGUGUGCUUUGCUUCAUACAUCUACACUAUUUACCUUUUUUUUGUCCAUGAAAUUUCACAGAAAAUUCUCUGUGACCGCACCAUAAAAGUCAAGUUGAACUGUGGUCUUAGAUGUACCUCUCAGCUCACGGUCACACAACACAAAAAAACCUACCUCUCUAACUCUUGUCACGAAUAGGAUUCAACCAUUUGACAAGAAAUGAAGCAAAUACUCACGCAAAUUGCAUGAAGAAUGUUAUCUCAUUUGAUUUUCUUUUUCUUUUUCUUUUUUUAAGAAUGCUCAAUGGUUUUAGUUAUGAGUCAGGUGAUUAAUUAGCAUUUAAUUAAUUAGCUUGUGUUGAUUUUAGCCUUUAGGUAAAAGUUUUUAUGCGCUGUUGUGUUCACAUCCUCAAUGUUUCUGAAAGGAGUCACAGUUAUUGUGUAGACUCUUCUCCUGUAAAUCCCCAUCUCUCUCUGUUCAUUCCAGAGUAUUUUGUGAAUGAAACGCAGAAUAAAGCGUUGAUUAUUCUGGAAUUGAAAAUCAUAAUGAAAAGUGAACAUUUGUUUAAAAUGAAGUAGCCCAUCCUGACAAAUUCCCAAAUAUGGGAACUAAAUAAAAUAUAACUUUAAUUUUUCGUUUAGCAAUAAACAAGAAUUGGUCAUAUUUGUGCCCUGCAUAAUGAUGUAAAAAGAAUCUUGGGGGGAAAAAAUGGUUGUACUGGUUUUACAUAGUUCUCACACUACAAAGUUUCCCUCAAUGUUUUGCCUGGAUUCAUGAGUAUCGGACAAAAUAAGCUUAGCACAUACCCUGUCAUUGCUGGAAAAGCACUUCAAGUAUCUCUCCAUGCUAAGCCAGGAGCACUGUCAGAAAAGAAAAUGUUUUAUCAUGUAAAUUUGAACGGUAUUUUAGUCUAUACUUUUGACUCGGUGUUACAUGCACCAGUGGCCUAUAAGGUAACUGUGAUGGCAUAUGUUGUCAACUCCAUUUUGUUUAGGCCAGCUGAAGAUGUGAAUUAAUUUCAUGAGUUUCAUUUUAUUUAGAAACCGUCGUGGGCAUUUCCUCCUUUGGCUGAACUGAAAUGAAAUGGACCUCAACUCAACUGUGAUGUUUAGACUCAGACUGAUCUACCUCAGUGAGGUGCACACUGUGCACAGCUGUACUGUACCUUUAGUAUGAAAUGUAAAGUUUCAUUGGUGUUUUACAUCUUUAAAAUUCCAAGCAUUGGAAUUUUUGGGUUCCAAGGAUUGUUUGUUUUCAUAAACAUUCUGAAAGCAAGGGUGAGAGAGAUUAAGGUGUAUUCAGAAAGAAACAAUG
Messenger RNA from Sinocyclocheilus grahami, 3338 nucleotides. RefSeq names its product zinc finger protein PLAGL2-like. Gene Ontology annotation, cellular component: nucleus. Bases 367 to 1506 code for a protein of 379 amino acids. Lineage: Eukaryota; Metazoa; Chordata; Actinopteri; Cypriniformes; Cyprinidae. The record is from RefSeq and is a predicted model, not a curated record. Gene Ontology annotation, biological process: regulation of transcription by RNA polymerase II. Gene Ontology annotation, molecular function: DNA-binding transcription factor activity, RNA polymerase II-specific. The transcript has 4 exons.